This is a messenger RNA of Corticium candelabrum, 783 nucleotides long. RefSeq lists its product as uncharacterized. Gene Ontology annotation, biological process: DNA integration. The coding region runs from base 1 to 783 and encodes 260 amino acids. NCBI's taxonomy places the organism in Eukaryota, Metazoa, Porifera, Homoscleromorpha, Homosclerophorida, Plakinidae. The record is from RefSeq and is a predicted model, not a curated record. The transcript has 3 exons. Gene Ontology annotation, molecular function: nucleic acid binding.
AUGUGGGGAAUGGACUUUGUUGGCCCACUUCCCUUGUCGUCAGGAAGAAAUCGGUAUCUCCUUGUAGUCAGCGAUUAUUUCACAAAAUGGGCAGAGGCGAUUCCUCUCCCUGACCAGAUGGCGUCGACAACUGCACGAGCGUUAGUCAAUACGGAAAUAUUGAGAUUUGGAAUGCCGAUGACUAUCUAUAGCGAUCAAAAAAUAUAUUUUGAAAGUACGAAGAACAACGACCCUUACCAUCCACAAGGAGAUGGGUUGGUGGAAAGGCUCAAUCGAACAUUGAUUAAUGCUUUGUCGAAGCAAGUUCGAUUACCGGUGGAAGCCAGUAUUUCCUCUUUGCCAGAGAUAGAAUUAGCAACUAAUUACGCAAAGAAGUUAGCUGAAACAAUGGCACAGACUAAACAAAUUUUUGACCAGGAGAUCACAGCGUCUCAAGCUCGACAACAGACAGGCUACAAUCGUCACCACGCAACAAAAAGUCAUGACAAAAAAUUUUAUCAAGGAGAGGUAGCCAAGAAUAGACAUUCUGAAGAUCAAGAUCUGACGUUAGAAGAACCUGUGCAGCCGUUCAACGACAGGAAUGUGAAAAUUCGUAACAAGAUCACAAGAUCCACACCUAAGAAAAACAGAAGAGUAUCAAUGGAAGAAGAACAAGUGUAUGCUGAAGAAGUUUACCAAAUUCCUGUACAACCCCCAGUACAGCCACUUCAACAGCUUGCAGAAGGACGCCCAAGGAGACAAGUAAUGUUACCCAGACGAUUGGCGGACUUUGAUUUGACUUGA